AUGUCCCUCUUUCUCUUUUCUAUCAUCGUCUGUCAUCCCUUUACAGUAUCUUCAUAUCAUCUCAACGGUGCUUGUUCGACCAGCACAUUUCACUUGCAGGAUCUAGUCUACGGAAAGGAGCAGCUAGCGCAGGCCUAUAGGGCUCUGCAGUCUACCGUGGAGGUACAGGCUCGUAUCGACGCCGAAAUCACGACUGUGGCGCAACCAGGAGGUGUUUCCACCAUAGUCGUUAACAGGAAGGUUUGUGACUGCCAUAACCAUGGAGAUGACAACCGAUUCAACAAGUUUAAGAAGACCGGCCCAAUUGGAAAGCCUGGUUUCGAAGGAAUGUGGGUGGUAUCCGCUGAGGUUAUCACCCGGAACAAUCUCCUAACCACUAAUUUUUGCGUCCCGGAUCCCGAUUUCGUUGAUAUCAAACCGGAGGACGCAAACGAGUGGACUGACAUCUCGGACUCUGAGUAG
This is a messenger RNA of Penicillium soppii, 462 nucleotides long. RefSeq lists its product as uncharacterized. NCBI's taxonomy places the organism in Eukaryota, Fungi, Ascomycota, Eurotiomycetes, Eurotiales, Aspergillaceae. The record is from RefSeq and is a predicted model, not a curated record. Bases 1 to 462 code for a protein of 153 amino acids. The transcript has 5 exons.